ACUGCCGCUGCUACUGCUGCUGAUGCUACUGCUGCUACUGCUACUACUGCUGCCGCUGCUGCUCCUGCUGCUGCUACUGCUACUACUACUGCAGCUGCUGCUGCCGCUGCUGGAUGUUGCACGGUGCCGUGCGGUGUUUUGUAGUGGACGUGCACAUACCCUGGCACAAGCGCCGUGGUGACGUUGCCGCCACUUAAUAGCGAAUGGUGGCUGUUGUUGUACCCAGGGAGUAGGUGAGGGUUAUUCGGUGUCUUUUGAGAACGGAGGGGAAAUAUUCACCAAAAAUGAAGAUAGGGUUCGUACAUCAGCACAUCACUUACUACCCCUUGACUCCACCACCGCUGCUGCUGUCAUGCAUUGCCAGUCUCCACCCACAGCCGGGACGCCGUGGAAAAGCGAGAGGGGACUGCCGCAGUGAGAACCGCCUCUCACGAGCAGCCCCUGGGGUCACCAGGAGCCUCCACCACCACCCUCACCACCCCCAACAGCACCACCACCCCCAAUUUACAGCUGAAGACUGUGCAACAUUCUGCUCCCCGCAUUCACACAGUGGGCUGUCACGUAAACACGCCCCAUCGAUGUUCGUGCGGGCUGUAGGAGCGUUGAUCGCACAUCCACCAGGCUUCCCGUGAAGACUGAAAGUAUGCAAGCUGACGGAGGGGGCCUCCAGGCCGGCGAGGAGACUUACGGCGGCGGCGGUGACUCAUGUGCAGGGCUGGGAGAGGAGACGCGAGGGAACCGCAUGGCUUCGGGCUCGUGGGCCGAGGUGGAGGUGGAGCUGGAGGACACGGGCGACGGGCGGAGUUGGGCACCCACGCUCCAGUUCCACUACGUUUCACCUGCGUCUUCAUCUCAGGAGCGAGGAUCCAGGCUGGCAAUGCGGCGCCUAGUGAAGAAGGUGCGGGGCCCCCGGGUGACGCGGUUCUCCCCACGCGAGAUGCUCACCCUGGCGCAAGAAGCGGCCCGCCGCGUGGGGCCCCUCUACGGCCAUGGUGGCGCCCUCGCCAACGCGGCCACCCGUCGCCGGGCCUGGGCCGAGAUCGCCCACGCAGUGCGGGCGCACAGCAUCUUCCCCCGCACGCGGGACCAGUGCCGGCGCCGUUGGGACGACCUUCGGCGGUGGGCCAAGAGGAAGGCCCUGCGGGCAGCCGGCAGCGCUGAGCUAACGGGGAUCAAGCGGCUGCCAGUUGGAGUUGUGCUCACCCGACCAGAGGAGCUCGCCCUCGGCACCUUCCCCGAGCUGUCCAUGGAGGGGCUCGCCGUCUGGGACGUGGGGUGGUCUGCACGGAGCUCCGUCGACCGCGGCAAUGGGGCAGAGCCGCCUGCUAUGGUGGCAGCAGGGGCCGACUCGUGGCCGGACGAAAAGGCUGUCGACCUCCUGGUAUUGGGCCCCGUGGCACCGCUGGUGGGCGGCCCGCUGCAUUACGCGGCGGCGAAGUCGACGGAAGAGGGAGCAGACGAGUCGUCAUCUAUCCCCGAUGUGGAGCGGCGUGAUAAUGUAGAGGAGGAGGAGGAAGAUGAGGAAGAGGAGGAGCGGCAGGAGGAGCUGGCGGAAAGUUCGGAUGAGGCAUGGGCGGCGAGAGGCUCCUCCUCUCCGCCCAACGUUGUGGGAGGACGCCCCCUCGCCCCCAUCUCCAGCACGGAGAAGUCGUCCGUGCUGCCCUGCCCAUCCCCUGCCACCGUUUUUCCUCCACGGUUCCCCCCCCGUGUGUCCCACAGGGGCGCGCAUGCAGGGGCCCCUCCCCCACCCCCGGCCCCGCCCCCGGCCCCGGCCCCGGCCCCUCGCAUCGCCGUGACCACGCGUGAGCGUGACGCGACCGCGCAUGACGCGACCGCGCGUGAGUGUGACGCGACCGCGCGUGAGCUCGGGCGACCCGUGGGCGAGCUGCUGUCGCGACUGGAUGCACUGGCCGAGACGCAGCAGGAGCUCGUGGUCCAGGGCCUCGAGCACCUACGCCUGCUGAGGGAGCAGGCCGAGAGCCAGCGGCACGCCGAGCGCCACCUGGGCUCCAUCGCCGCUGCCCUGCAGGAGCUGGCAGCGAUGAAGCGAACGGGGGAGCCGCUACAACGGCCACCCGGUGGAGGUGCUGGCACCAGAGACUCCGGCCCCAGAGACUCUGGCCCCGGGCCCCUGGGAGGGCGAAGCCGGAACUGGAACAGGGCCCGUGGACGGGACCGGGACAACCGCAGGAAAACAGGAGCUGGUUUUACCCUGAGGACCCGGCAGAGCCAUCCUGGACCCUGACUCCAACCUCCACUUCAUGUUUUAUUCAACUUGUCUAAUGCCAAGUAAUUUGUUGUGUCUCCAACAGGGAGAGGCUGCUGCGAGUUGUGUCAGAGUCUCUAUGAGCAUCCUUAACUGCGACCCCACCUGGUACAAUUUUCAACGACGGCUUGAUGUCAUCUAGCUGUGCCUACCAUGAACAUAGCGAUAAAGUGCUUUAUAUAAAAAUCUAGGAAUCGCAAGCUAUUUUUUUAAGUUGUGUGUGUUGACAUGUAUGUAUGGACGUUGAACUUCUUUCGCCAACCAUGCUAAUUGGAGGUGUGGGUGAAGAACAAACUAAAAACAAAAUGCAGUUGUAAAGAAAUUAGUUUUCAAUCUAGAUGAUUUUAAAGUGCAUAGCUCCAGUGGCUUCCUAAUAUUGGAAGGAAGAGCGUUCCAGGUGACUGCAGAAGCGCAUAUAAAAGCGGCCGAUGCGGUGACCAUCUUUGUUAAAUGGCUAGCCGUAAGCUACUGCUGGGAGGCUGACUGGAGUGUGUAAUGGUUUAUGCUCCUUGACGAGAUCAGCAAGGUAUUGUGAUUAAUUUAUGGCAAGCACUUGAUGUGUAAUGACUGCGACCUUAUAACGUCUUCGUUCGGCAACCGGAAACCCAAUGCAGCUCAGUGAGCACGUGAACAUUUCAACGGUAUUUCACAUAUCCGUAUUUACCUGAUUGAGAUGUAGAAGCCUUGAAUAUGAUUGGCUUGCUAAAGCAUUAUGUGGCUUGCUAAAGCAAGCCACAUAAUUGUUGACUCCAGAAAAGCUUUCACUUUAGAGUCCAUCUGAGGUUGGAGUUAUUUUGGGAUGGAGCUUCUGGUUGAUGUCUGGCUCUUCUACCUGCAUGAUGUCUGCAUGAAUCACUGCAGCAUUGAUUUAAUUUCCUUGUUUCUCUGUUACUGGACCUGUCAUAGUUGCCCCAACAGCCACUUUCAUCAUCAUCAAUCUCUUCUUGUCGCUCUGCUCAUGUAGCACAUUACUGGACAUAUGAGAAUGCAUAACGUCGAGUCCGACAUAUGUGAUGAUAUCUGUUGAGUCGUUCACGAAGCAAUUACAUACAUUUUUAUUUAAUUGCUUCAUGUAAAGCUGGCGACCAUUAGGAGGUUCUGCAAAAGCAAGGAUUCUCAAACGUAAUCAUCGCAAACCUGUAUGGCUACAUGGUUAGUUGUGAGAACGGCCACUCGAUCAUCCAGCUACCUCUCCUGCUUGUCUCAGCUGUUGAUAUUGCCACGACUGUUGCAUUCAAAAGCAAUCUGGCUUGACUCCACUUCCAAUAUCUUGGAUGUGUUCUAUAUGCCUGGCCGCUUGAUUAUCCACUCUUGAUUAGUGGACUGAGGUCAUCUAACUUGGGUCACUACUUGGUUUAAAACCAAGGUCUCAAUGGUGCUGACUAGGUGAGUUGAUCCGGUGAUACGAACCCAUUAAGUUACCUAGCUACAUAUCGCGUGUGUUUUUAAUAAAUAUAUUUUUUAUAUAUGGUUAAUUUGGUCACGGUUUUUUUGUUGUGACUAGAUUAUAAUUAACUCUCACAA
Molecule: messenger RNA, 3790 nt
Organism: Petromyzon marinus (sea lamprey)
Lineage: Eukaryota; Metazoa; Chordata; Hyperoartia; Petromyzontiformes; Petromyzontidae
Source: RefSeq, a predicted model, not a curated record